This is a messenger RNA of Australozyma saopauloensis, 780 nucleotides long. RefSeq lists its product as uncharacterized. The coding region runs from base 1 to 780 and encodes 259 amino acids. Gene Ontology annotation, cellular component: nucleus; cytosol. Lineage: Eukaryota; Fungi; Ascomycota; Pichiomycetes; Serinales; Metschnikowiaceae. Gene Ontology annotation, biological process: proteasome assembly. The transcript has a single exon. The record is from RefSeq and is a predicted model, not a curated record.
AUGUCUUUAGACGCUGUGAUGCCGGAGAAGGACUGCAUUCAUUUCACACCAGGUCACUCCUUUGAAGAUAUCAAAAACUCGAUACUCCUCUUCCCAUCAAUUUCGGUGGCGAACGUGCCUCAACUCACAGCAGACCUCUUACUCCACACUCUACCUUUUGUGAGGAUUGGAACUAUAAAUGACGACUAUCUCCACUCCUUUGUGUCUCCAAUAGAUUAUGUGGCCUCUGAGCUGAGGCCGAACGGAGUUUCCUACGGAAUUGAGCUAUAUUACUGUCAGGAUCAGAACCUUACUUUGGUACAACAAAGAGCACCAAUAAUCGCAGGUUUGCACGAGGAACAUAUCGCGGAGGUAAUUGUGCCACUUUUGAAGCAAGCGGACUUCAAGAACGUGAUUUUGUUUCAUCUGUUGGAUGCUGGGCUCGUGGAGAACAUCUUCCCUGGAACUUUACAGGUGUACACCCAAGAAGACCAGCUCAGUAAAUCACUUGAAGCACUCCGAAUCUCUGAACAGGGAUACCAACUGCUUUCCAGUUUGCCGGAGAUAGAUGCGCCAUACAUGAAGUGUCUCAUGAAGAGCCUAGGAGAGUUUGUCAACUAUUCAAUUUUGGUUGCGUUUGCAUACGAAGGAGACAACUUUUAUGAUUCUUUAAACAUGGCUACAAAGGUUGCUCACUUGUUGGAUAUUGACGUAUCCCAGUGGAAAACUCCUGUUAGUUGGUUCGGUGUUUAUGGUGAUAAGCCUGUUUCAAAUGCCAUGGAAGACGGCUUGUACGGCUGA